Molecule: messenger RNA, 2715 nt
Organism: Alternaria atra
Lineage: Eukaryota; Fungi; Ascomycota; Dothideomycetes; Pleosporales; Pleosporaceae
Exons: 8
Coding region: 1-2715 (904 amino acids)
Biological process (GO): ergosterol biosynthetic process
Molecular function (GO): iron ion binding; C-4 methylsterol oxidase activity
Source: RefSeq, a predicted model, not a curated record
AUGGAGGAAGCCACCUUCAUCUCGCGUGCGCACGUUGAAUCCUGCGCCCAAGUCCGACGGCCUCAACAUGUCAAGCUGACUCGGAUUCGUUCUAUCACCACGUCGCAUGAGGUCUGCAUGGACACUAGUUUCAACCUCAGGGUUAUGAACAUGGCGCGCCUAAUAACAGAUGCGACGCGACGUAACCGUGUCCAGCGCAGGUUGAGCAUCUACGCCUCAACCGGAUGGGAUGAUUGGGAACCAUGGAAAUCAGUAAUAACCGGCUCGAUGCUAUCGAUUUGGCUCUAUCGGAUAAACUUCGUUCUCGAUCUUUGUCUCAUCAAGACCUCGAUAUUACUGUUUUACGAUCACAUUGCCGCAUCAAACAAACGCUUCCAAUACGUCAUCCGCGUGCUACUCGCUAUCAUAGUCCUUGGCGGGAUAUCGCAGAUCAUCGCAUCCAUCUUCAUGUGUUAUCCAAUCACUGAUGCCUUCGCAUGGCACAUAUGGUACCGCGGCAAUAUCCUUCAUAUCUUCGAUGCUAAAUGUUACGACCCAAAUCCAUUCUGGCUUUUUAACGCUGUCUACAAUCUCAUCACGGAUGUAAUCAUCUGGACGCUACCGAUAUUGUUCUUCUUGAACCUUCCCACAAUGCCACUUCGACGCCGUCUUGAGCUCGUCGCCAUCUUCUCCGUCGGUAUCAUGGCUGUCAUAGCUUCCGCCUUUCGACUCCACACUACGAUCCUCUGGCUAUCCGACUACGUACAGCAAGCUCUAAGCACGGCAGAUCUCCUAUUGUGGAGCCAGGUGGAGCAAAAUACUGGUAUAAUUGCGGCCUCUGUACCAUUUCUGCGACCACUCUUUCGCAAAGCGUUGGGCAAGGCGAGGAGCAGAGAGCAGCCAAGCCCUGGUCCAGCGUUGCCUUUGGUUGGGGACGAUACAUCAGAGUUUAAUCCGGGCAUGUUUAGGACACCGAUUAUUCCAUCACCUAGCCCGACUUUCAGCAGGUGUAGCCGGGAGUUUAGGCCACCAAGGAGCAAUCUCGAACCCAUUGAGCCCAUCAAGAAGCGCUGGUCAGUCGGUGAGGAGAAUGGCGUCUCUGCGCCCAUGGACUUCCGUAAAGUGAAGAUUGCACCAGCACAGCGCUCGUUCUGGAUCGAACAUGCACCGAACCUUUUGAAAGAAAUUUUCGAUGCGUUCAUGACCAUUGACAGGCUUGAGGAGAUACACUUCGGAGCAGAGUAUCACCCCACUGGACCUGUGCUCGGCUCGAGACAUUUCGUAAAGGAUAUGGGGUUCAAUUACGCCAGCACCUUUCUCGCUCACGAAUAUUUCCGAAAGUGUGUUGGCAACAGCGAAAUUGGCACAUACAUCCUUCUCGAAUACGUACCUUUGCUACAUCAUGUCUUGUCAAAUACUGGCUUUGAUAAACGGAUCGUUCACUUGAAUAUGCGCAAUCUACCUCACACUUGGGGGUGGUCUGUACCUAAGGUUUGGGCAUAUUUAGAUCACACGAGCAUUCUCAAGCUCAACAUCUUCGAUAUACAUCAUACGCCUCCGCCAGAGAGCACCAUGACACCAUCGACCAUGAGCCUCGAUCCCCAACUUCGGGAACUCAUCCCAGCCACAACGAUGAGCAUCAGUCACCUCCGGCUCGUUGGUGGCCAGAGUGCCUACAUCUGCGCAGACGAUACCGAGACCUUAUCUCUCUUAGCCAACACAGAGUUCCCAGGCCUGAGACGGGUUGAGCUCAUCGACUACGCCAUUACCAGCGAACAGCUUAUAGCUUUCCUCCAACGCCUCGGUCCAACAGUGCUUUUUGUGAACAACGCAACCUCCAUCCUGACGCCAAUGGCGCAGGACACCUACUGGGGCUCCUUUGAGGAGAUCUCCAAGUACAAUGUACAGCUCAACUACCUCGAGAGGAUGUGGAUGACCUGGUACGCAUGGAUGGGCAACGAUGUCCUGGCGACGGGAAUCAUGUCCUUUGUUAUCCACGAGACGCUUUACUUCGGACGCUCGCUUCCCUGGAUCAUCAUCGACUGCAUACCCUACUUCAACCGAUACAAGCUCCAAAACCAAAAAAUCCCCACUGCUUGGGAACAAACACAAUGCGCAUUCCUUGUCCUCCUCUCCCACUUUACCGUCGAGCUCCCUCAAAUCUGGCUGUUCCACCCCAUGUGUCAAUACUUCGGCCUCGAGACCUCCGUUCCUUUCCCUAGCAUCUACAAGAUUGCCUACCAGAUCGCCAUCUUCUUCGUCCUCGAGGACGCAUGGCACUACUGGACCCACCGCGCCAUGCACGCAAGCUCCUUCCUGUACAAGAACAUCCACAAGAUUCACCACCAAUACUCUGCCCCCUUCGGCCUGGCCGCUGAAUACGCCUCGCCUAUUGAGGUCAUGAUUCUGGGUUUCGGUACCGUCGGUGUCCCAAUCGUCUUCUGCGCCCUCACCAAGGAUCUCCACAUCCUGACCGUGUACAUUUGGAUCCUGUUCCGUGUGUUCCAAGCCGUCGACGCACACAGCGGCUACGAGUUCCCAUGGAGUCUGCACCACUUCCUGCCCUUCUGGGCCGGCGCCGAGCACCAUGAUGUUCACCACGAGAAGUUCAUUGGUAACUACGCUAGCAGCUUCAGGUGGUGGGACUUUGUCCUUGACACCGAGGCCGGUGCUGAGGCCUCCAAGAGGCGAAGGGAGCGCAAGCUGGCUGCCGCCAAGCUCAAGAAGGCCAACUAA